AUACAUUAAAUUGAAAAUGAAUAGAGACUUCUCGAAAAUUCUACAGUUACACUCAUUUUCCUGAAUUUCAAAUGGAGAUUAAAACUAUUACUUUAAACCCCCAAAACCAAAGCGAAAUUUAUCCAUAUCGUUUGGGCAAUCUUAAAGGCUAUAAAUUACCCAUUGUUAUAGGUGGUUCAGAUCCACGCAUUAUACCCUACAAUACUACUAAAGGCAAAGAAAUAAUUGGUGGAUUUGUGGGUCAUUUUAUUAUGGCAUUUGCUAAAAAAUACAACUGUGUUCUCGUACAACCAUUGCCAUUUCAUCCACAUGAACCCAUACCCUCACAAGAUCUUAUUAAAGCUGUACGUAAUGGCACCGUGGAGUUAUCGGCUGGUUUAACUUUUCCCCAGAUACCUUUUAUUGGUUAUUCGUAUGCUUACGAACAAUUAAAUUGGUGCAUUAUGAUUCCAGUAGAAGCCAAUAUACCAGGUUAUAAGUUCUUUACAUCCGUCUUCAAAGGUACCACUUAUGUAUUGGUUAUAGCCGUUUUAAUUAUUAUAUCCAUGAUAUUAAGUGCUGCUCAUUAUCUACAUGGUUAUCGUGCAGAUUUAUUCGAUGUAUUUUGUCACGAUGACUGUUUGCGUGGUAUUCUAGGUCAAUCGUUUUCGCAAAUAACUAAUCCACCCCGCAUAAUAAGAUUUAUUUAUUUGCAAAUUUGCACUCUUGGUAUAUUGUUCACCACCACCUAUAAUUCCUUUUUAUCUACCUACGUUACCAGGCCACCCAAAGAGGCGUUUCUCAAUUCAUUUGAUGAUAUUUUAAGAUCUGGCUUAAAAGUUAUUGCGUGGGAACCGGAAUAUAAUGAGCUGCUGGGUCGUGUACAAGGAUUUCAAAAAUAUAUUUCACUCUUCUAUCUCGUACAAGAUUAUCAGGAUUAUUUGGAAAAACGUGAUUCUUUUAAUAUCAAAUAUGGUUAUGUGGUACCUACCACUAAAUGGAUCAUUGUCCAGGAACAACAGAAGCUAUUCACUACACCUCUCUUUAGACAAUCGAACAAUUUUUGUUUUUUCAAUAAUAUACCCAUGUGUUUUCCCGUACAUGAAAAUUCCAUUUUCAAUUCUUUAAUCUAUCAAUUGAUUUUGGAAACCGCUCAAUCGGGUUUGACAUUCUAUUGGAGUGAAUAUGGUUUUUUGGAAUUAAUUUCAGCCGAUAAAUUAAUCUUAAAAGAUUUAAGUGCUAGAGAGGAAUUUCGGGCCAUGACUGUUAAUGAUCUACAAUAUAUAUUAAUAUUUUUGGGUAUCAUGUUGGUGUUUGUCAAUUUAGUGUUUGUGUGUGAAUUGUUAGUUUUCUAUCGCCGGAGAAUAUUCAAACGUCUUUGGAAGGGAUUUGCCAGAACCGAAAAGAAUUAA
This is a messenger RNA of Lucilia sericata (common green bottle fly), 1391 nucleotides long. RefSeq lists its product as uncharacterized. The transcript has 2 exons. NCBI's taxonomy places the organism in Eukaryota, Metazoa, Arthropoda, Insecta, Diptera, Calliphoridae. The record is from RefSeq and is a predicted model, not a curated record. Bases 72 to 1391 code for a protein of 439 amino acids.